AUGAGACAAACUGUAUACGCAACUUCUGUUACUGUGGUCACAUCCCCGUGUGGAUUAUGUGCACUUGUGCAGCUAGCCAAAACAUUGUAAAGACAAGCAAAUGGUUUAUCUGUAACUGUCAGAGUAGUGUGUAAAUACCUAUCGGUAGAGACUAAAUUAACUUCCUAUAGGGGAAAUGGCUAACUAUGCUAUUUUUAUUAUUCGGAUAUCGCACUUAUCUUGUCUGAUAAUGUGCAUAGGUUUAACUUGCCAGUUUUAACCUAUCCCAUCUCGAAAAUCAAUUGAUCUCACUGCGUAUGCCGUAAGCACGGUUUGGGUGUCGUAAAUAUUUCAUUCCGGCUCAGCAGCAAGCCGCCAAGGAGAUUCAAAGGUCUGAAUGACAGAACUCUAUGGUUUGAAUACAACGCGUUUGACAAAGGAAAUGGUACUUGUGGUCUUGUUUGUUUUACUAACGUCUCAUAGCCUACUUUAAUUAAACUCUAACGCCGAGCCAUUUAAUUAUCUUACUAGCAAACCACUCGGGUGCAAAAAUUCCAUGGACAGGAGCUUCAAGAUAAUGUUAUUCUGUUGUCUCGCUAAGCAGUUUUUGUCGAUUGACAUGGUGGCUUGAGGUGGCUAACAUUAGCUUGAUAAAGUUUUUGGUUGUCUUUCUGAGAAACCUUGCUCAUAAAUAAGAAAUCAAGGUGGCAAAGAUAACAAACGAUGGGUCAUGUCAAGUUGUACGCCAAGUAAAAACGUGAAGUUCGUUACCUUCAAAAUAAAAUUGAAACCAAUCGCUAACCGUUACCUUUUGAUUGAUCAGCGACCGCAAUUAAAUCCAGAUCGUCACAAAUAGAUACAACUAAGCACUGGUCGCACGUCAUUGGAACUCAGCUUGACAAGGUGCAUUCUUAUCCAAUAUUGGUUGCAGCAAAUGGAAACGCUUUUAGCUAGCAAGCUAAGUUGGUAACCAGCUAACAUAUCUGUUUGGAAAUGGAAUGGUUGCGACAGUCGCUGGAUUUUGUAGUCUCUCUGGCUGUAUUACAAUAUCCUCUGCUUAAUGAUUCAUGUCACUUCACGUCGCUGCUGAUCGGAACUGUUUAGCUAGUCUACGUCAUUGACUGGAAGAAAGGAAGCUAACGAUACGUUAGCUGGCUAUUACCUAGAUGUUUUCAACGUGUUAGCAAGCCAACUGCAAUUAGCAGGUGGCCAAGCAACGCCAAACCUCGAAGAAUCCAGCCGACAUCGCUAGUUUAUAACCAUUAACUUCUGCCCUGCGUUUAACCUGCGAAUUCCUGGGCGCUUGCAAGUACGAAUACAUCGCCUUAUCAGCCUUUACAAUGAGAGUAAACAGUUGAUGCUUAAUCACUACGUUACAAUUCGUCCAGGACAUUCAGGGAACGGCCAUAGCUUGGAGGAUCAGACACCGGAUUUAAAUAAAUAGGCAGCUAUCUUCAGAAUCAUGAAAAACUGCGAAUACCAUCAAAUCGACCCACAGGCACUAUCGACCCCAAACCCCACGCCACCGCCGCCACCCUGUGCUGAGAAGAAGAGCAAACGGGCAAAGAGAAAAUGGGAAGUUUUCCCUGGAAAGAAUCGUUUCUACUGCGAUGGACGGAUCAUUUUAUCUCGACAGAGCGGCGUUCUUCCACUGACUCUCGGCCUCAUUCUCGUCACAAGCACCCUAUUCUUCAUUUUCGACUGUCCCUACCUGGUAGAGCACCUGACCAGCUGCAUCCCUGUGAUUGGUGGAGUGCUGUUUGUCUUCGUGGUCAUCACCCUCCUGCAGACCAGCUUCACUGACCCCGGGAUCCUGCCCAGAGCUGGGCCAGACGAGGCCGCAGAUAUUGAGAGGCAGAUUGACAGCUCAGGCUCCACCUCCUACCGUCCCCCACCACGGACCAAGGAGAUCCUAAUCAACCAGCAGGUGGUGAAACUCAAAUACUGCUUCACCUGCAAGAUGUUUCGCCCGCCCAGGACGUCCCACUGCAGCCUGUGUGACAACUGUGUGGAACGGUUUGAUCAUCACUGCCCCUGGGUGGGGAACUGUGUGGGCAAACGCAACUACCGCUUCUUCUACAGCUUCAUCGUCUCCCUGUCCUUCCUGACGGCCUUCAUCUUCGGCUGUGUGACCACUCACCUGGUGAUGCAGUCCCAAGGAGGAAGAGGCAUCAUCUUCGCCCUCCAGGAGAGCCCUGCCAGUGCAGUAGAGCUGGUGGUAUGUUUCUUCUCUGUCUGGUCCAUCUUGGGUCUCUCUGGCUUCCAUACCUACCUGGUGGCUUCCAACCUCACCACCAACGAGGAUAUUAAAGGCUCCUGGUCGGGUAAAAGUGGGUCCGAGGGCUCGGGAAACCCGUACAGUUACAGCAACAUCUUCACCAAUUGCUGCGUGGUGCUGUGUGGACCCAUGCCCCCUAGUCUGAUUGACAGGAGGGGCUUCGUGCCCCCGGAAGAGGCUCUGGCAGUGGCCCCGCCGCAGGUCGAGCUGCCCACCCUCGAGGCCAAAAGUGACAUCAACAUGGAGGAUCGUUGUCAGGAUUUUGCGGUGUCAUGCGCUGGGUGAGGUUGGGGUGGGGUGGGGCAGCAGAGAGAGUGGAGAUGGUAAGAGACCGUGUGGCGGGCUGUUUCUCCCGCAUGUCGUGCAGUCUGAGACGCCGUUACCAUGGUGACCCGGUGCCCAUCCCAUGCCAGGCCGCUUCCCGGUCGCUGCCUCCUCAUCCCCUCUGCCCUGCAGGGUGUGUGUGUGUGUGUGUGUGUGUCUCUGUGUGUCUUAUUUUAGAGCUGCACCAAUCCAUCCUGCAUUUGAAGCCCCUUUUGCUCCGUUCCCUCGCCGGGUUAUGUAAAAGAAAUGAGUCAUUUUGGCACUUCAGCGUUGCUUGGAGGCACUCGGUCUUAUUUAUGCUUCUCGCAAUACAGUAUUUUCCCCUUGAAAAGUGAGACGCUUACUCGAGUUGGCAGGAAGUUAUUCAACGAGAAAAUGCGAGAGCUUUAACUCCCCCUGUAUUGAGGCCAACAAGGAAUUGUUAUAAUUCAUAACCACUUCCAUUUACAUAACCGUGCUUCUGUCACAGUCUGAUUUGGGAAGGUAUCCAUUUGUCCGGACAGGGUAUUCUUGUAUAGGUAGUACAUUAAUUAUGUGUUCAGUGUUCAUAUGAUAUGACUAUUAUGUUGCCCGAUAACUGAUAUUUUAGUGUUAAUCUAUAAACAAUUUCGUCUGGUGCUCCUUUCCUACAGUGGCCCAAAUAGCUUUCCUGAAUAUCUUUGGUUUCAGUGGGACAGAAUGUUGUGAAAUUGACAUAGUAUAUCACUCUGAAGGUAACGGCCAUUUUGAGUUAUUUCAUUUUGUAUCAUGUUAUGAAUGCAUCCAUUGGCUAAUGCCUGAGCUUCACCAAUGCAAUGUGUCUCUGGGCCCAUGUGCCCCGCCCUCAUCCCCACAGCCUGCAUGCCUUUGAUCUCACUGGGGAUGGGCGACGACCCAUCAUUUCUGUUCAAUGAUCUGGCUGAAGCUUACUCUGCUGCUUUCAUGCUGUAGUCUGUUUCUGUCUUUCUGCUCUGUUCUCUCUGUUACUGCUCCCCUCUUUUUCUGCCUCGUCGUCCCCUCUUUCUCCUCCUCCUGUUCUUCACCCCUCCCUCCCCU
Molecule: messenger RNA, 3616 nt
Organism: Anguilla rostrata (American eel)
Lineage: Eukaryota; Metazoa; Chordata; Actinopteri; Anguilliformes; Anguillidae
Gene: zdhhc18b
Product: zinc finger DHHC-type palmitoyltransferase 18b
Exons: 9
Coding region: 1442-2542 (366 amino acids)
Biological process (GO): protein targeting to membrane; peptidyl-L-cysteine S-palmitoylation
Cellular component (GO): endoplasmic reticulum; Golgi apparatus
Molecular function (GO): protein-cysteine S-palmitoyltransferase activity
Source: RefSeq, a predicted model, not a curated record